Messenger RNA from Knipowitschia caucasica, 2103 nucleotides. The record is from the annotation of a GenBank genome assembly. Lineage: Eukaryota; Metazoa; Chordata; Actinopteri; Gobiiformes; Gobiidae.
AUGCAGGGUGCCUCCCACCCCCGGGCCCCCUCCGCUACGCUUGGGGGGUGCCGCCGCUCGCGCCAUCGCCCCCGCCACACCUACCCCGGCCGCGCCGGGCGCUCGACUCCCGACCCCCACCAAGCACUCAACCAGCGCCGGCCAGCCCCGGUCAGUCCAACGCACAGAACACGCGGGGGGACGACGCGCCCCGUCGCCCCACCGGGGGUGGGGGUGGGAGUCACCCACCCACAGGCGCCUGCACAAAACUGGCGCCCCAGUCACACCCGACCCUCCCGCGCAGGGCGCCACCACUUGUCCCACCCCCCCGCGAAGCCGGCCGCGCCCCCCGUCCGCGCCCAGCGCCCCCGCGCCCCCCCCUCACAGCCCGCCCCCGGGGGUGUGUGGUUGGGGGCUCUGUCCACCCCCUCCGGCGUCACGGGACGGGCCCAACAAGGGUGCGCGGGGCCCCGGCGUCCCGGGGCCCCCCCUUUCCGGCCCCCUCCCCCCCGGCCUGAACGCCUCUCCGCCCUCCGGGGGGUGGAGGGGGCCCCGACGGCCGCCCGGUCGCCCACGCGGGGACAACAAGAGCGUAUCCCCGCGCCCCGUCUCCGGGGCCCCCGGCACCGACCCCACCCACGCGGCCCGGGCGCAUGGCCCACCGUGAACCCACCACCCCCCCGCGGCGGGACGCACAACCCAAGGUCGCACCGGGGCCCCCAAGGGGGGGUGGCAGGCGGCUGCUCCUCGCAUGCAUCCCCCGCCGUCCCGACGGGCCGCGCCGCCCCACGCCGGGCCUGGGCUCCGCCCCCCCCUGCGCCCGUUCCCCCCGUUCCGGCGGUCCCGUGGCCACCCCACCCGCCCUUCCCCCCGUUCCCCCUGUCGCCACCUGUCCCGCUCUCCCCUCCGCCCCCCCUAUCGUCCGGGCGCUCCCUGCCCGCCACUGGGCUAGCCUGGGGGGGGGGGGGGGGGGGGGUUGUCACACCCGCGGGCCGUGGCACCCCGACCCCGCCGCUACCCGGAUGCCCGCCGUCGGCCCCAGCCGGCCCACCCCCGGGGCGGGCAGCGGCCGGCGCCGCUCCCGGUGCAUGGCCCUCGACGCCGCGUUCCCGUUUCAACCCCGCACCCGCCGCGCCGCCCGCCCCCCGCCCCGAGGUGGCGUCCUCCCCCCGCCACCCCCGCGUGGCCUCGCCUCUUGCGCGCCGGCCGACCCCCCGCGCCCCCCCCCGGGCCCGACCUCGCCGCGCCCCCACUGAGUGCCCCAUCCCCGCCGCCACCGGCCCUCCCCGCCGGGCUCCGCCGGCUCCCGCGCCCCCCCGCCCCCGCCCCCCGACGCCACCGUCUCCCCGCGGGCCGCCCCCCCGCUCGCUCCCGGGGACCCCCCCCCCGCCCCGCGCGCCCCAGGGUCCCCCUCACCCCCCUUGCACUCCCCCUAGCAACGCGAAGCGCCCUCAUCCCCGCGCCGAACCCGGCCGCGACACGGCCCGCGACCGCGCUGCCCCACCACGGUUAAUCCCCGACGCAUGCUCCUGCCCCCCCCAGCAACCCGUCUGCCCGGCUCUCCGCAACGACAAGCCCGGGCACGCAGCGCCCCCCGCCCCCCCGUCCCCCCCGACGGCGACCCCGAGCCUCACCCGGCAGGGCUCCCUGCGCCGCCGGGGUACCCGCCGCACGCCCCCCCCCUGCUGUUGCCCCCCAGCACCUACGUCCCCACCGGCCCACCGCGUGCCACAUGCCACCGCCGUGGUGCCAGGGCCCCCCCCCUGUGGGCACAGAUCCGCACUUGUCGCUGGAACGCGGGACCCACCCGCCCCGCCGCCCGGCAGGCCCCCGGCCUGGCCCCCGGGCCCACUACUUGAAGACCCUCCAGCGUUGGGCACCCCCCCCGUCCGCCGCGCCCUCCUCAGUCUCCUCCCCGAGGGCGCCUCCCGUCCCCGACAACUCCGUCCGGGCGUCCCACCCACUCUCCCCCGUCGCUCCCUUCCGGUGCCCCGUUUCCACGGGCCGCCGCCGCGGCCCCCGCCCCCCCCAUCCGGGGGUGCCGCCCCCUCCCCCGCCCCCUCCCCGGCCCCCGCCCGCGCGUCUCCCCGCCGCCCGGUCCCCCCACCCGUGGCCCCCACCUAA